AUGAGAGAGGGAGCUGUUCGAGAAGGCGACGGCUACCAAGUGACAGCUCGACGGUAUCCAUUUCGUGCUGUUCCACCUCAGUCGCGAUCUCUCUCACCAUUUCAACACAGUAAAAUGGUAGCACAAACGGAUUCAUGGAACCAAAGCCGUUUUCCACCAGUUGAUUUGUCUAUAAGGCCAUCAUUGCAUCAAAUACUCGAGCAGCCCGAGCAGUUUUUCCACAUCAGUCAGCAAUCAGCUAAGAUGAGUGUUGAACACAGUCGCCGUGUUCAGUUAUCUAAUGAACUUAAACGGCGAGCGGACAUACAACACUAUCGUGAAUAUUCAAUGAAGCCCUCAACUUUACGUCAGCCAGCUGUUGAUAUUGAACGAGUUACGCUUACCAUGGAGGUAACAUAUAGUGAUUACGAAGAAAUGUUCACCAAAAGAAUUCUUCGUGGCACUUCAGAAAGCUGCGCGAAUAUAAUGAUGGAGACAAACACAAUAAUACAAUUUCCUGAUCGCGAUGAACCUAAUCCGGACUUUAUGCAUCAGAUUAGUUUCUUCUUUUAUUGCAACGCAGUAACAAUCACGGGUAACCUUACCGCCGUCGAGCAGGCACGACUUCGUUUGAGAAAGUUCUGCCCUAUAGUGUUGAUGUUCGCCCUGUCGGAGCGACUACGUGAGGGGGUGCCAGCAAACCGACUGAAUAAUUGGAUGAAGGAAAAGAUCGACGAUGGCACGAUCAAUUUUCCAACUCUUAGCAUUCAAGUGCUUCCACAUUCUCUGUCAGCAACAUUUAAGGACCCAGUUGUCCGAGUAAGUGGUCGAGUAGGCGAUGAGGAGUUACUUUUGCAAGCAUGUCAACGUCUCCGAGAUCUGCUUUUUGUUCCGGAAGUUGCAGACAAGGUAUCUUUUUCUACUCACAUGGAGGUGCCUGCCGCACAACGAUCGCAACUUGUUGGAACGCCCGAUGGUGCACAGCUACUUGUUAUUUCGCGAGUUACUAAAGCAUUGUUACAUUUUCCUUCUCAUUCCGACGAAGCAUCGCAAACGCUUUUCUUUUAUUUCACAGGACAACCUGAUUCUAUACUUAAAGCCCGUCGCUACGUUCAGGGCUUGCUACCAAUGCAGUUGUGUUUUCAUGCUGGAAGUGAAGAUCUUCGUGCUCGAAUUGAUCCUGAGAAUCGCCUUAUAAAGUUUUAUGACGAGGUCCUGCGUGUGUCUGUACGUGUUGUUCCUUCGGAUCUCGAAUCUCUAUCUAUGCUUCCUGGAGAUCAGAUGAGGCACUUUAUCUCUCUACGAACAAGUGAAUAUAACGUAGGCGCUUUGUAUGCAGUUAUGCGUCGUGUUCUUAAACGCGGCGACGAAAUACCAAUGGUGAAACCGAAUGACUAUGCCGAAAUGUUGCCGCUGGUUCCGGAUCUUAUCAAGCAUGCUUGUGAAGUAAACGUAAAGUGCCGUUUGGAGCCGGGUGCACUUGAUCUCGGGACAUUGUCGUCUUUUCUUACACCUACAUUUCCAAUGCACACCACUAAUUCGUCGCAGUCUUUGUCGACAGAAACUGCAGAUCAAUCCUCAUUGGAUAUGGAUUUCCCUGGUUCUUCAGAUGUCAUUUUAUCUCAGGGCAAAGAGUCAAUCUCUGCUUUCAAUCGCAGUACCUGCUUAGACACUUCAUUUGAUACAACUGCUUCUGGGCACUCUACAAGGAACCGUAGUGAAGUAUCGACGCGUGGCGCUACUUCAGUUAGCAAGAGUAGACAUUCUUCGCCAAGACACUAUUAUCCGGGGAAACAUUACAAUCGAUAUAAUGGUUCCGACAAGGAGAAUAUUCCUCGAGAAAAAGGGCCGUACGUUGCUUUCAAUCGUUCAAGAAAUUAUCAUGGCGACGGAAGGAAUUCUUCAUAUCGAUCUUACCGCUUUGGAGGAGGGAACUCUUCGCAUCCAAAACAUCAUCUCGCGCUACGUAUUCGUGAUGGGGAAGUCAAUAGGAGCAAUGAAAGCCGCUACCAACGAUCUGCUUCGGAGUGGCAGAUAGAACAUAGCCCUCGGAUUUCUGUGGAGGAGUUUAAUAGUCUUCGGAAAGGAACUCUUCUUCACCACGUUUCCGAUGGCAUCGGUCACGGAGGUUCGGAACGACGCGGUGGUGGCGAGUGGCACGAUGCUCAGCCAAAUAGAUCUCUGGAGUCACCUGGCAGCUACUCACUAGCGUCUAAGACAGUACUGAGUCAACGUCCACCUCGGAUUGGCAAAAUUGAGCUUCAACGUCGAGUUAAAAAUGAAGCAACAGAGGAUGACCAAGAAAAUGUUCACCAUCAUUCGAGUAGAAGAAUAGACGUCAUGGACCUUAUCAAAUUGGCAUCGGCAGAAGAUUCGGAGCGGAGAAAGUCUGCCACCGAGGAUAACAACUGUUUGCUUGAUUGUGGGGACGUCUCAGGCACGAAUACUAUUGUUCCGUGCGACCUUCCGGAAAAUGUCGAUGUUUUUCCGACGGUGAACUAUUUGCCAAAUAGCUUUUCCUCAGAUAACCACGUGCCGUCGGAUAAGAAUCAUGCCAAUCAUCAUGUUCAACAGUAUGGUGCUACUCGCUUGCCUUCAAAUGUGCCCAGCACGUUUCCAUCAGGGAAAUACAGCAAGUGCUCCAAUACAUUUUCUUCUACAAAUCCUCCUCACUGA
Necator americanus (New World hookworm) is the source of this 2655-nucleotide messenger RNA. RefSeq lists its product as uncharacterized. The coding region runs from base 1 to 2655 and encodes 884 amino acids. The transcript has 26 exons. NCBI's taxonomy places the organism in Eukaryota, Metazoa, Nematoda, Chromadorea, Rhabditida, Ancylostomatidae. The record is from RefSeq and is a predicted model, not a curated record.